GCACAUUUAAACCGGCGACCAUUGAGUGACAACAUUUAUGUUCAUUUUAAACCAUGCGUUUAAAUUCAAAAGAAAAUGACGGAUUACCACAAAGACUCUCAAAAAGUUUAUCAUAAUUUGUGUGACUGAUGUAAACAUGUAAACAAAGAUGAAGACUAUUCUGGAAUGUGUCACAGCAUGGGCCAAUAAACAGCAAGGAGGAGGCGAGGGGCCAAUGAACUGAGUCCUGAGCGCAGGAGAGUUGUUUGAAUUGAGACACCUCCGACAUCUCAGACAUCAGGUCGUCAGUAUCAGCAGAGGAGGUAAACAAUUUCCCUUAUGACGAGCGGUGCAACGAUGAUUCCUUAUACAAGAAACAGCACUUAUUCAAUAAAGCAAUACAUCUAAGACUUUUGAAGGUUUGUAUUACAUACCGUCUUAGAACAAGAUGGUACGUGGACCGGAAAAUUUAAGCGAUGAAGAUCGUUUCAACAACUUCUUACAAAUGCUAAUGCGCUGCUGCGUUAAAGUUAUGAGAACACUUUUGUCAAAGAUGGUUUCAUGGCUUGGAUAUUCUGAUGUGGACGGAUUUCUCUCAAGUGAAAGGACUCACCUUAAAGAUAUGCAAAUUGCUUCUUUGCCAAAAAGCCAGGCGAUUUUAUAUCCUGGUACCGCUACCGAUAUCAAGCAGUGGGAUUUGUCACUUCUUAAUUGUGUUUUAACACAAAUUCAAAGGAAGAUUAUUCUCAAGGAAUUCGGAAACCCAAUAGAUCCUGUGCUUAUUAACAACAGAGUUCAAGUAACAGCAACAAAAGUUGGAAAAGCAUAUGAACGCAAACUAUACCCAGCGUCUGGAAACACAGAUAUUAACAAAUGGCCCAUGUCUGUUUGUUCUUGUCUUCUAUCAGUGCUGUCUCCAAAGCCUCAGACAUCACUUGUCAGAAUAGCAGAGUCAUUAGAUGAUAUAAGGGAAUUAAGAAACAAGCUUUGCCAUCCUGAUGACCCUGCAAUGACCACAGCCGAUUACGAAUUGCAUAUGCCUGUUAUUAAAACAUUUAUUGACUUAGGACUUGCAUUCCUUGGUGAUGAUGCUUUUGAAAGUGAGAUAAAGAAGGAAAUGGAUGACAUUGAAAAUGGCAAACUGAAAACAUAUCUUUUGAUUGAUCAUAGACAUCUUCAACAGUCGUACCACGAUGACAAGGAGAUCAUUCAAAGAUUAGACAAGAUAGAAAAAGCUGUGGAAGAACUGCCAAAAGAAGGUGAACUGAAUGUGUUGCUUUUCUUUGGACGAUUACCUAGAGAACAAAAAGACCUUCUUUAUGCAAGUUUUAUUGAAACAUUUACAAAAUGUUUGGCAAACAAUAUGCCUGAAACAGUAGACGACGUGGAGUUCAAUCAACAGAUUAUUCAUGCCAGUUGUAUGGCUUGGAAAUACCUUGAAAAUCCAUACAAGGGGCGACAUGUGCUGGGUGUCCGGCCGAAGUGCGUAGAAGUAAAGAUUGGGUUUGACAAUGUCCGGUGGAUGUGGAGUUUCAUCAAGGACUAUUUUAAUUGUAGACUGGAAUUGGCAUUUGAGCCUAUGCAAACAUUGCUUAGAAGGCAAAAAGGAUGUGAACAUUUGGAAAUCACCAUCGCCAUUCCGGAUAUGUUUUCAGCUUUGAUGAAAAUAGGUCAAGCAGUAGACAUGGACAUUGACUCUGUUAUGUUUCUUUUGGAGAUGAUCUUUCAAAAGUCACAGUUACGUUUGGAAAAAAGCUUUGCCGCUCUUUGCGACAUGAGUACACAAACUUCCCAACGGGAAGAUCAAUUUUUCAAAAUUGGAAGCAGAAAAAUGGAAUCUAAUGAACAUGAAAAGCCCGCUGAGGAAUAUACUGUAGACGACGCCAACAUUAAGUUUACGCCUUGGAUACAGAAGGCAAUGAAAUGUACUGUUGACGGCGCCGGAAAUAUUGUUAAGACUUUGAUAUAUGAUGAAACAGGAACGCCCAUUGAGGAAUAUACUGUUGACGAGGCCGGAAAUAAGGUUAAGAAAUUGAAACAGGAUGAAAUGGAAAAUCCAAUUGAGGAAUAUACUGUUGACGACGCCGGAAAUAAGGUUAAAAAUUUGAAAAAAGAAUCGAAGAAAGAACAAGUCAGCUUUUAUUGUGAGCCAUGUUUACAAAAUAAAAUUAAAGUUAAUUACAUGAUUAAAUGCAAAGACUGCGAUAAGAUGCUUUGCUCUGAUUGUGCCCGAGUUCAUAGAAAUUCGAAGACGUCCAGAAAUCACAUUAUGAUAGAGCAACAACCUGAUGAUCUAACCAACCUGAAGUUCACACCAGCCACAACCAUCAAUGUCAACUUUCCAUCUGACGCCGAUCCCAUCUGCCUGAAUGACAUGGUCCUGCUGGGUGGAGACAGGCUGAUACUGGUUGAUUUGAACAAUAAGAAAGUGAAAAUGGUUGACCUGGGGACUAACAACCUGAUGUCCCAGAUCAGUGUGCCAGGUGGACCACGGAAUAUUUGUCUCCUCCCCGGGGACAGGGUUGCUGUAUAUUCAGUAAAUGGAAGUAUUCAGUUCAUGAAGGCACUGGGACAGUUGACCCUUGAAAGAAGCAUCGAGGUGGGUCGCGGAAGUCGAUCUAUAGGAUACCAUAAUGAAAGGUUAAUAGUGGCUUACAUGAGUGGAAUAGUGGUUAUAAUGGACAUGACUGGAAAUAGGCUGAAAAACAGUGAGAAGUCGAUCUUUUCCCAUAUAUUAUCUCUGACAGUGGUCAAUGAAGGCCAGGACGCGGUGAUAUUUGUGUCCGCAUACGAGAAUAACACCAUCACCAAGCUGGACAUGGACCUUAACAUCCUGCAGAUAUUCCAGAAUCCUGAACUGAGAGGACCAGCAGGCAUGAUUGCAGUGGGAAGCCAGCUGCUUAUCUGUGGUUCUGUAAGUAACAACAUCAUGUGCCUGCAUCUGCCGAAUAGACAGAUGACCCAGCUGCUUGGGAAGAAGGAUGGUAUACAGAAGCCAUUGGGUGUCUGCUUCAGUCAGCAGCAAAACAGGCUAUAUGUCAACAGUGAUUAUGAACGUGUAUGUGUGUAUAGGCCAUCAAUUAAUUUUUAAAUAGGGAAUGGAUAGUGUCCAAGAGUGUGUCAUGAAAAAUGUUUUUCAGGUCAAAUGACCUACAGGUGAGGACGAAGAAGGUAUUUAGAAGCUUUAUCAGAUUAUACUUCAUAUUACAUGUAUAUGCCAGUGUUUUACAGAUAUAAUAGUUUUUUAUAGUAAAGUAUUUCCUUUUUAAUCAUGAUUAUUCAAGAAAUAACUGUUUAUAAAUACUUAUUUCCAUCAACCCUCUGUGUAUGUAUAGGAUACAGUACACAUUUAAAUCGAAGAGCUGACAGAGAUGUGUUGUGAAUUGAUUAUAUCACUGAAAAUAUGCACCCAGCAAAACAAAUUAAGAGUCACUUAAUACAAAAAGUAUUUCACUUUCAUAUUUUAUUUAAACCUAAGUACAAUUUUAUACUGUAAUGAUCUAAUGUUUUUUUCUCGAUAAGCAUAUUAAGCUUUUUUUUCCAAUAAGUUUUUGUCAACAAUAUAUAGGUCUGUUUCAGUAUCUCAACAAUUGUAAAAACAAACGCUUCUACACGUUAAAUCUCGUUGAUGGUAAUUAAGUCUGAUGUCAAUGAGUGUAAAAUAGUAUGGAAAAGACAAAACAAUUAUUUUUGGAAAAGAUAUCACCAUAAAAAAUAUCGUGAUUUCUUAUUACUUUAUACUCUGUUAACAUUACUUUAAAUACAUAUAUGAUGAAGAAGGUGGGUAAAUAGAUGUCUAGUACAAGGAUUCUUUAUUUGCGGUUUAAAACGAUGAUUUCUUUAAUAUGUCCAGCAUUUAUUUAAUAGCUAGUAUAUAUUUUUGGACAAACUGAUACAUCGAAAUAGUCUUUGAUUAUCAAAAUUACUUAAACUCAAUUUAAAACCUUCUCCAAAUGAUAACCUUAGUUCGAAACCAUAAUCUUCAGCGUCUCCUGCAUAAAAUGCAAUUUUAAAUAAUGCAAAUAUGCAUUACAAAAGCUAUUACAUUUGGACAUUAAGAUGUUUACAUUUGCAGAUAAAGAUCAUGUAAUGAUCAUGUAAAAAGAUAUUGACACAAAAAGAAAUUAUUGUGUGUUUAAGUAUUAGUAUGUGUAUGUUAAAUGUUAUAUUCGUUUCAUAGUUGUGGUGAUGGUAAUGUCUUAAUUUGUGUGAUUAAGAUUACAGCUUGGUAUUUUCAACAUAAGAAUAUUAAAAAAGCGCCAAGAAUCAACCCCUAUUGAAGUGUCAACGAUGCGUACAGUAUUACUCUUUUUUUUCGUAUGAUGCUAGUUUGACAGAUUUAUUUUAAUGAGAAAUCCGAGUCUGGCUAUGUCUUUUUUAUAUGGUUUGAGGUAUUAAGUAGCAAAUGAUCAAACGCCUAUAUUUGUAGAAAAAUAUAUAGGAAUGAUUAAAGCAGUCUGGUAGCUUUAAAGUUCAGUCAAAUACGUUUCUGCUAGUAAAACAUGCAACUGCGUGUGUUGUAUGGUUUGAUUGAUUUAGGCGGAAAUGAUAUUAAUUACAUGUACCUUCAUCUCUAAUUCUGGUUAGUUUAUUACAUUGAUUUAACCCCUAGUGACAAACAUUAUUGGUUUUUUCUUGUUUUGUUUUUCUAUUCAUCAUCAGCCGAAAUUAGUGUACACUAAUACCUGGGUUGUAUUUGAUUAACUAGUUCAGCCACUAAUCAUGUUAUUAUUUCUCAAUUAAUAGUAGCUUACUAUGUAUAUGUUAUAAAGAGUUUGAAUGAUUUAGUCACUACUAAUUUAUUUGCUGUAUAGUAAGAAUGUUUUGGUCACUUGUAUUUGCUAUGUUCUAUAGAAUUUGAAUGAUUUGGUCACUAACAUUUGCUAUAGUAUAUUAAUUUUGAAAGAUUUCUUCACUUAUACUCUCUGUGUUGUAUUUAGUUUGACUGAUUUGGUCAUUAGUAUUUGCUAUGAUAUUUUACUUUUGAAAUAAGUUUUUCACUUACACUGUCUGUGUUGUAUUUAGUUUGAAUGAUUUGGUAAUAAGUAUUUGCUAUGAGAUAUUCAAUUUGAAUGAUUUGGUCACUUGUUUUUUCAAUGUUACAUUAAGUUUGAAUGAUUUGGGUUUCUUAUAUUUUCUAUGUUAUUAUUUGUUAUAUAAAGUUCAAAUGAUUUGUCAAACAGAACACGCAAUGUUAUAUGAAGUUUGAAUGACUUGGUCACACAUAUUUUUUUAAUGUUCUAUGGAGUUUAAAUGAUUUAAUCAAUCAUAUUUGCUACAUAGUAUUUAGUUUGAAUGAAUUAGUCAAUUAUAUUUGCUAUAUUAUUUUAGCUUGAAUGAUUUGAUCGCACAUAUUUACUAUAUUAAAUGUAUCCUGAAUGAUUAGGUCAUGUUCAAUGUUAUAUCAUCUUUGAAUGAUUUGGCUCUCUUAUAUUUUCUAUGGUUUGUAAAGUUUGAAUGAUUUGGUUAAGAAUAUUUGCAAUUGUAAAUAAAUUUGAAUGAUUUGGUCAACAAUAUAUGCAACGAUAAAAAAGUUUAAAUGAUUUAAUUACUCAUUAUUUGAUAUAUAAUAGUAAGAUCGAAUGACUUAAGUCACACAUAUUUGCUAUAUUAUAUUUAGUUUGAAUGUUUUAGUCACUGAUAGUUGCUUUAUUAUAUUUAACUUGAAUAAUUUGGUCACUAAUACAUGUUAUGAAUUGAUCAUUCGUAUUUGUUAACUGCUGUUGUUUGUGCCAUUGAAGUAAAUUCUUAUGACAAUGUUAAUGAUAUGGAUAUGAAAUAGUACCGUUCUGUUUUAUCUGUAUACCUCUGUUUCAUAACAUUUAUACUUGGAAGUUACUUUAGUAAUCAUGGUUAAAUUCAGUUUCUAAUCAAAUUUGUUCGUUAAACAUAUCAAUAUAUCUAAGGGUUAUCUACAUGACUGUAUAAGCUACCUGUAUUUAUGGAAGGAUUUACAAAAGUCUUUUCUACAUCCCUCAAAUUGCGCCCGUUUACUUGAGCUUCCCAACGAAGUAUUAUUAUCAAACUAUGUGUGUGUCUUUAAAAAAUGUAACUUUAUAUAUAUGUCUAUGUCUCUAGUUAUUUGUUUAUUCAGCUAACAUAAUGAACAUAUUAGCCUAUGUAUUAAUACAAUCUGUUUUCAACUGUGAAAAUAUUGUCUUUUUGAAUAUUUCGAUAGCGAUAAAAUGGUCACAAUCGGGAUCAUUCUUCAUUGCUGUGUAUAAACCAAGCUGUAUUUAGCUCUUAAAUAUACGAACAAAUACUAAAUAUAAUAUGUGCCAUUGUUGUUGUUUUCUUAAGCAGUUUUAAAUAUUUCAUGAGUAAAUACUAGAACCAAAACAGUAGUUAUAAAACUAAUAGUAAACGCGAUUUUUAUUCUCAUGAAAUUUUCUUACUUGCAAGCUUUUUCACACAAAAUAACAUAUAAAAUUAUGUA
This is a messenger RNA of Mya arenaria, 6415 nucleotides long. RefSeq lists its product as uncharacterized. The transcript has 10 exons. Lineage: Eukaryota; Metazoa; Mollusca; Bivalvia; Myida; Myidae. Gene Ontology annotation, molecular function: protein binding; zinc ion binding. Bases 428 to 3070 code for a protein of 880 amino acids. The record is from RefSeq and is a predicted model, not a curated record.